Papilio machaon (common yellow swallowtail) is the source of this 3569-nucleotide messenger RNA. RefSeq names its product open rectifier potassium channel protein 1 (gene Ork1). NCBI's taxonomy places the organism in Eukaryota, Metazoa, Arthropoda, Insecta, Lepidoptera, Papilionidae. Gene Ontology annotation, molecular function: potassium ion leak channel activity. Gene Ontology annotation, biological process: potassium ion transmembrane transport; stabilization of membrane potential. The coding region runs from base 293 to 3433 and encodes 1046 amino acids. The transcript has 6 exons. The record is from RefSeq and is a predicted model, not a curated record. Gene Ontology annotation, cellular component: membrane.
ACUUUCAACGAUGUAUCCACAUUUAUACAGCUUUAAAAAUAAAGCCGAUGUGCCAUAGUGGGAUACGUUUAAUCUAGGACGAUGUUUGGAAACAACGAAAGGUGUUUGAAUCGUUUCACGAAAACUCUGAAGAUAUUACGAUUUUUAAUGCUGCAGUUAGUUUUACCAAUGCAAGGAACUGUUUGGAUUUUAAUGUGAUUAAUAAAAAAACAACAAUACGUGAAUUAUAUUAGUGUAAAUACUCCGCUGUGAUAAUUAACAUAAACAGUAGUAAAAUAAAAACGUUUCCAAGAUGAUGUCCAAAAAGCAACUGGCUUGUAUGCUGGCCCUGCAUAUCGUUUAUCUUCUUGUCGGUGCGAGUAUUUUCUACCACAUCGAAAGUCCCGUAGAAUUGGCGCAAAGAGCCGAAGAAAAACUGGAAAGACUUGAAAUCCAAAAUCUCUUAUACGAGAACUACAUCCCAAAUGAUCCUGAGAAGCAGGAUAGUAUACUGCGAAAGCUGUCGGAUUAUUGCGGCAAGUCCAUGUUCAACUACACCACAGAAGAUGAAGAGCCACCAUUUAAAUGGGACUUCUACCAUUCAUUCUUUUUCUCCUACACCGUCGUCAGUACUAUUGGAUACGGUAAUUUAUCUCCAACAACACAUUUGUCGCGAAUCCUGAUGAUAUUUUACGGACUGUUUGGUAUACCGAUCAAUGGUAUUCUUUUAGCAAAUCUCGGCGAAUAUUUUGGAUUACAGCUUAUAUCAACAUACCGGAAAUACAAGAAGAGAAAUGAAAAAAGAGCUGACAAUUUGGACUACUUCUUCAACAACCUCGGUAUGCUGGGACAAAUCAUGCUGUACUUGAUUCCUGGAUUUCUUUUCUUCAUAUUUUUGCCCGCUUGCAUCUUCGUAGUAUUUGAAGGAUGGGAUUAUGUGGCUGCUGUCUACUAUGCAUUCGUCACACUGACUACAAUUGGAUUUGGAGAUUUAGUUGCAGGAACUGUCAACAACGGUUUCAAGUAUGGCUACUACUUCACGUACCAGAUAUUCCUUAUUAUCUGGAUUACCUUUGGCUUAGGAUACAUUGUCAUGUUACUCGGAUUUAUUACCAGCGGAAUGAGAUCCGAGCGAAUACACAAAUUGGAACAGAAAUUGGCAUACCAGUUAAAAUCGACUCAGAGUAAAAUAUUCCAAGGUUUUACAAAAGACAUGGCCAAUAUAAGGAAGAUCAUCAACGAAGCAAAUCUUUUAAAGUUAAAGCCAGUAUAUGUAGAAGCAGCACCGCAAAUUCAUAGAAGUGCAAGUUGCCCCAUACUUACUUUUGACGUAGAACCAAGAGGGCCGAUAGUGAAAAGAAAACGUGCAAACUCAGAAAAUAUUGCCCUUUCGGCGAGAGACAUGCUUCGUAUACAAUCAGAUACAGAUUUACUUGGAAUUGAUAAGGAAAAAACAUUUACAGCUUCUGCUAUAGUAAAACCAGCAGAGUUAUUAGCGAGAGUUGUUAAUGUUUUAGGGGGAUUCGAAGCGCAACAAGAGAGAGGUGUACAUAUGUUUGAUGAUGAUCAUAUACUGGCAACUGAAACCCCGCCUAUAUUCAGCAUAGGGCAAGAAAUUUUAUCUAGUUCUCCAAAAAGAACAAGAGCCCUAAGUGUUGCUGUACCUAAUUAUAGAAAAGAAUCAGUUUCAAAAUUAGAUCAUGAUUUCACUUGGACAAAUGGGGAUACCGCAGAAAAAUACAGAAAAGAGGCCAAUAUGAGAAGUGGAAAGCUAUCGCUUCCCACCAACAUUGACUCUACAACCACCGAUAAAGUGCAGCCAUCAAAAAGUUUAUUUUCAAGACUAUUCAGAAAACCAAGUGCACACGAAAGUCCUACAGAAUAUAUUAAAAAUUCUAUGAAAGGCAGAGUUAGUCUAGCGCAAGGUUCUAGUGACAACAUUCAAGAAAAAACUAGACGCGGUAGCAUGUUCCCAUCAUUUGGAUUUGGAGAAUCCUCUCCAGAACACAAAAGCGAUGAAAAUUCGUACAAAGAAAAAACUAGACGAGGAAGAUACAGUAUCUUUCAAAUGUUUGAUUUUAACAAAGACGAAGACGAUGAAGCAAAAGCUUAUAAGGAAAAGACUAAGCGAGGCCGACAUAGCAUAUUUCCAACCUUUGACUUUUCUGAAGAUGAAGAUAUGGCUGCAGCCAAAGCAUAUCAACAUAAACCAAAAAGGCAUAGUAUUUUUCCUACUUUUAAUUUCAGUGAAUAUGAGAAUACGUCCUCUUUAAACGAUUACAAAGAGAAAACUAACUCUGGUAGGCGCAGUAUAUUUCCUACAUUUGAUUUCAGCAAUCUCGAUGAAGACGCUAAACGAUACAAAGAAGGAACCAAACGUGGCAGACAUAGCAUAUUCCCAACGUUUGAUUUUAGUAACCCCACAAGUAAUGACGAGGAUGAUACAGUCGAUGAAGAGGAAGUACAGAAAUAUCAAAAUCGAACACGAAAAGGCCGUCUCAGCCUAUUUCCUACAUUUGGAAAAUCAAAGAAAGAUGAUGAUGAUACGCUUCCAGAGAGUUCUGAUGAAUUAGUCAACUAUAAAGAAAAAACACGUCGCGGACGAAGUAGUUUGUUCCCUACAUUUGGUAAAGAUCGGAAAACUAGCUCACCGUGCGGUAGUACCAGUGAUCUUGAAACCAGUAUAAGACAAUAUCAAGACCAAACAAAAAAAGGUAGGAAUAGCUUAUUUGCAGGCGACAUACAAAACUAUAGAAAUGCUACCGAAGGUGGUCGAAGGAGUCUUUUCUCUGGCGAUAUAGACGAAUACAGAAACAUGACUAGACGGGGUCGUCCGAGUUUAUUUGAUCCUGACGUAGAUUUGUCUACUCUAUCGGAAUCAGCACAAGUAGAAGUCUUGGAACAAACUAGUGUAGCAGACUUACUUCGAGCUUUAGCAGCUUUAGAGACUGCUUCUCAAGUAGCUAACAAUACGAUCGGGACAGACGGAGUAUCUGAUAAUGGACAAAAUAGAAGGCGUGGAUCUCUAAGGCCUGAUUUUUGUUUACCGCCACUUCCUAGUAGAUUCGAAACAGAAGAUGUAACAGGGCCAAGACGUAGAAGAGUUUCAGCUAGAGCGGCCGCUCCACAAUUUACACCGACCCUUGCUACUGUGGUUGCUGGUGCAGAAUUACAAAUUACAGCGAAAGCGGCGAGAGAAAACAGAAUGUCUAUGUUAAAUCAGCCUCCGCCACCAUACACUGAGAGUACACAAGAAGAGCCACAACAACCAAGGACUAGGAGAUAUUCGCCAGCUCCAACUGAUUUAAGCCGUUCUAGUGGUCCCGUGCCUAGACUUUUUUCAAGAAUACGUAAAGAAAGUACUUCCAGCCCCGAAUCUAGUUCAAGGCGAGGCAGUUUAACGGAUAUUGUAAUUGAUAGCGGUAGUAGUAGUACGAGUAAAGAUAAAACAUAGUCUUAAAUACGUGCCUUUUUAGUGCAAUUUUACUUUUAAGUAGUAUUUAAGGUCUAUAUUUAGUACCAAGCCGUCCAUUUUUAAAGUUGCAUUGUAACAUUCCAAAAUUUUACAAUAAUUGCCUGUUACAUUGUGA